Xenopus laevis (African clawed frog) is the source of this 1787-nucleotide messenger RNA. It is a transcript of the gene pole2.L, whose product is annotated as polymerase (DNA directed), epsilon 2, accessory subunit L homeolog. Gene Ontology annotation, cellular component: nucleus; epsilon DNA polymerase complex. Gene Ontology annotation, biological process: DNA metabolic process; DNA-templated DNA replication; DNA replication. Gene Ontology annotation, molecular function: DNA binding. Lineage: Eukaryota; Metazoa; Chordata; Amphibia; Anura; Pipidae. The record is from RefSeq and is marked provisional.
CAACGUCAGUGUCAGCUGAUUCCGGCUUCUUGGCGCGAAUAUUUCGACAUGGCUACUGACAAGCUGAAGAGCAAAGUAUCCUCUGCGUUUAAAAUGCAUGGCUUGAUGUUACGAGCAGAGGCCAGUAAAUAUCUAAGUGAAGUUUUAAGUUCUGUAAAUGAAGUGGAGCUUGAAGAUGUGAUUGAUAGCAUCAUAGAUGCUGUAGAAAAACAGCCCUUGUCCUCUAAUAUGAUUGAGAAAUCAACAGUGGAAGCAGCUGUUCAGGAAUGCAGCCGGACUUGUGAUGAAACCAUUGAGCAUAUUUUCAAUAUUAUUGGUGCUUUUGACAUACCUCGAUACGUCUACAACUCAGAAAGAAAGAAAUUCCUUCCCCUGAAAAUGACUACUCUCCCAUCACCCAAUCUCUUUGGAAGGGCAAGAGACAAAGCUGAGCUUUUUCGUGAGCGUUACACAAUCUUGCAGCAGAGAACUCACAGACAUGAACUGUUUACUCCUCCUGUCAUUGGUUCACAUCCUGAUGAAAGCAGGAGCAAAUUUCAGCUUAAAACAGUGGAAACCCUUCUAGGAAACACUGCUAAAGUGGGUGAAGUGAUUGUCCUGGGAAUGAUAACCCAGAUGAAAGAGGGAAAAUAUUUCUUGGAGGAUCCAACUGGAGCAGUACAGCUUGAUCUCACCAAUGCACAGUUUCACAGUGGUCUGUACACAGAGUCAUGCUUUGUUUUAGCUGAAGGUUGGUAUGAAGACAAAGUUUUUCAUAUCAAUGCUUUUGGCUUUCCCCCCACUGAACCUUCCAGUACUACAAGGGCUUAUUAUGGUAACAUGAAUUUUUUUGGGGGACCUUCUUCUACAUCAGUAAAAGCUUCAGUCAAACUACGGCAGUUGGAAGAGGAAAAUGAAGAUGCCAUGCUUGUAUUUUUAUCUGAUUUAUGGUUAGAUCAAGUUGAAGUUACAGAAAAACUUCACACAAUGUUUUCAGGUUACUCCACAGCACCACCAACCUGUUUUAUAUUCUGUGGAAACUUUUCUUCUGCACCUUACGGAAAAAAUCAUAUCCAAUCAUUAAAAGAUUCAUUUAAAAUACUGGCAGAUAUAAUAUGUGAAUAUCCAAAUAUACAUAAAAGCAGUCGAUUUGUUUUUGUACCUGGCCCUGAAGACCCAGGCCCUGGUUUCAUUUUACCAAGACCUCCAAUUGCUGAUCAUAUCACUGAAGAAUUCCGCCAACGAGUACCAUUCUCCAUUUUUACUACAAAUCCCUGCAGGAUCCAGUACUGUACACAGGAAAUUGUUGUUUUCCGUGAAGAUUUGGUAAAUAAAAUGUGCAGAAAUUGUGUUCGUUUUCCCAACAGCAGUUUGGAUAUUCCUAGCCAUUUUGUCAAAACCAUCUUAUCCCAAGGACAUUUGACUCCUCUCCCUCCAUUUGUUAGCCCUGUAUACUGGGCAUAUGAUUAUGCUCUGAGGUUGUAUCCGCUACCAGACUUGGUUGUCAUCGCUGAUAAAUAUGAUCCAUUCACCAUCACCAACACAGAAUGUCUGACCAUCAACCCUGGAUCAUUUCCAAGAAGUGGGUUUUCCUUCAAGGUCUACUAUCCCUCCAGCAAAACAGCUGAAGACAGCAAACUUCAGAAUCUUUGAUUUUACUGUGAAAAUUACAGAACACUGCUGUGCCAGAGGAUUUUACUAAUUCAGUUCUGUUAAAAAAAAUAAAAAAAAAGUUUUUUAAGAGAAUACUGCUGAAAAGUAUUUUAUUGCUUUAUUGUAUCAAAACAUUUUUGUAAUAAAAUUAAUGG